This is a messenger RNA of Pristis pectinata (smalltooth sawfish), 1461 nucleotides long. RefSeq lists its product as uncharacterized. The record is from RefSeq and is a predicted model, not a curated record. The transcript has 7 exons. The coding region runs from base 65 to 760 and encodes 231 amino acids. Lineage: Eukaryota; Metazoa; Chordata; Chondrichthyes; Rhinopristiformes; Pristidae.
CCCAAGUCUCGGCAGCUCUCUUCCGCUGCGAUUAAACAAAUUGGUCACUGAGCACCCACUGACCAUGUAUUUUUGCUCCGCGCUUGGGUUUAUCUUCGUGUCAUGUCUCUUACUGAUAGGUGCGCACUCACAGAAGUCCCAAGUUCGGCAGACGCCUCGUUUCGUGAAACGGUUUGAAGGGCAGGCGGUGGCCAUUAACUGCACCGCGGAUUUCCCCGGAGCCAAAACCAACACGUGGCUGAAAGGUGACCUGCGGGUUUCACAAAGCGUACGGGGGUACCGCGAAAGAGUGAGCGAGAGUCAUGAAACCAUUGCACAGAAGCUGACAUCGUUCCUGCGAAUCACGAAUCUUACGGAAUGUGAUGCUGGCACCUACUAUUGCAAGGUGGACAGUAUGGGCACGAUAACGAAGGGUGAAGGGACGGAAGUAAUCGUUAUGCGUGCAGGUCAAAACGGCUCGUCCAAUUCCAUCAACAUUGUGCUCAUUGGAGUGUCCGUGGUAGUGAUAGCAGCGCUUGGCAUUGCUUUAAUUAUUGUGUCUGUACAGCUCAGACGACGCACUAAAGCUUGUAUCGCUCUUCAGAGACAGUUCGUUGACUACAUCACUGAAAAAUCAACAGAAUAUAUGAAAAUAAACGAGAAAAAGAAGCACAGGCACAGAGAGGGUGGUACUUCAAGCUCCAGUCAAGAGAGGAAGAAGAAAAGGAAAACAAAACAGUCCCACAGGGUGGAUAGCGCACAAGAAGGCUACAUCCAGUAACCCAAGACAACCUGACUAAGUGUAAAAUCACAGGCCUUUGUCAAAUGCUUCACAAACAGGAAAUAAUUAUACAUUUCCGAUGUCCUACGGUCUCUCCCUGUGAUCUUUCUUUCUUUUAUAUAGUUUUUGUACUUUCACCUGUUUGGUCAAGGGAACAUGAACAAUGCUUUAUACGUACCAGCAGCAAGGACUGUUCCACUUAAUAAGAGAGCGGGAGGUCUAGAUUACUUUUUUUUACUCCUUGUGAUUAUAUAUAUAUUAACUGUUAUGAUUGCUAUCCUGAUUUCUCUGCACCAUAUGUAUAAUUACUAAUGUUAUAUAUUAUUUUGUACUAAUUUGAAAACUAAUAUAAAGAUUGAAAAAGCAGGUACUGUAUACAAUUCUGCUCACUGGAAAGGUGGGAUUGCGCUGGAGAUGGUGCAGAGGAGAUUUGGUAUUGGAAUUGGUUUAUUAUUGUCACUUGUACCGAGGUACAGUGAAAAACUUGUCUUGCAUACAGUUCAUACAGAUCAAUUCAUUGCACAGUGCAUUGAGGUAGUACAGGGUAAAAACAAUAGCAGAAUACAGAGUAAAAUGUCACAGCUACAGGGAAGUGCGUUGCAGGUAGACAAUAAGGUGCAAGCUCAUAACAAGGAGGAUUGUGAGGUCAAGAGUCCAUCUCAUCAUAUAAGGGAAGCAUUCAAUAGUCUUAUCACAGUGGG